Messenger RNA from Lates calcarifer (barramundi perch), 3211 nucleotides. It is a transcript of the gene ghrb, whose product is annotated as growth hormone receptor b. NCBI's taxonomy places the organism in Eukaryota, Metazoa, Chordata, Actinopteri, Centropomidae. The transcript has 9 exons. The record is from RefSeq and is a predicted model, not a curated record. Gene Ontology annotation, molecular function: protein binding. The coding region runs from base 275 to 2017 and encodes 580 amino acids.
UUAGAUUACAUUAGAGUGACAGCUGUGCUGCUGCUGCUGCUGCUGCUGCUCCUCCAAACACAAGCGCAGACCUGCAGCCAGUCAGCCAGGAUUUCUUCGACAGCGCCAGCAGCCUCAGCCUCGGGUCUGCCCCGCAUGGAUCUCUGUUAGACUCAUUCCUGAGCAGCUGUUAGAGGGAGUUCACGGUCUGUUCGGACAAACUCGUUGUGUUUUUUUGUGGAGAAACAGUGUGGCCGGAGAAGACUGUCCACUCUCCAGCACAGCGCUCAGCACCAUGGCUGCUGGUCUCACCAUGCUCCUCUUCGUCUUCCUCCACAUCCUCACUGCUUCAGCACUGGAAUCAACCUCAGAGCAAGUCCUCCCCCAGAGGCGCCCACACCUCGUUGGCUGCGUCUCCGCCAACAUGGAGACUUUCCACUGCAGAUGGAAUGUCGGCUCUUUCCAGAACCUCUCCGAGCCCGGAGACCUCCGCUUGUUUUACAUCAACAAAAAACCCACCCUCGCCUCUCCCAAAGAGUGGAGCGAGUGUCCUCACUACAGCACUGACCGACCAAACGAGUGCUUCUUCAAUGAGAACCACACAUCUGUCUGGACGUAUUACAGCGUCCAGCUGCGGUCGAGGGAUGAAGCCGUCCUCUAUGACGAGAACCACUUCAACGUCCAAGAUAUCGUGCAACCAGAUACGCCAUUCGGCCUGAACUGGACACUGCUGAAUGUGAGUUUUACCGGCACUUACUACGACAUUAUGCUGAGCUGGAAGCCUCCUCAGUCCGCAGACGUGGCGAUGGGAUGGAUGACGCUGCAAUACGAGGUCCACUACCGCGACAUCAAGUCUGACCAAUGGCAAGCAGUUGACCUUGUGAAAAGCACACAUCGCUCCCUUUUUGGGCUUCAAACUAACGUCAAUCACGAGGUUCGGGUCCGGUGCAAAAUGCUUGGUGGGAAGGAGUUUGGAGAAUUCAGCGACUCGGUGUUCGUCCAUAUCCCAUCUAAAGUGUCAGGAUUUCCAGUGGUGGCUUUGCUCAUCUUUGGUGCCUUGUGUCUAGUGGCCAUCCUGAUGUUGGUUAUCAUAUCACAGCAGGAAAAGUUGAUGGUUAUUCUUUUGCCUCCUGUUCCUGGACCUAAAAUAAGAGGAAUUGACCCUGAACUACUUAAGAAAGGGAAGCUGAGGGAGUUGACCUCCAUCCUGGGUGGUCCCCCCGAUCUGAGGCCAGAGCUGUACAACAACGACCCCUGGGUGGAGUUCAUCGAUCUGGACAUUGAGGAGCAGAACGACAGACUGACCGAGCUGGACACGGACUGCCUCAUGGACCGCUCCCUGUCUUCCAACUGCUCUCCCCUCUCCUUGGGGUUCAGAGAUGACGACUCAGGUCGAGCCAGCUGCUGCGACCCCGAUCUCCCCAGCGACCCAGAGGUGUCGCCUUUCCAUCCUCUCAUCCCAAACCAAACCCUCGGUAAAGAACCAUCGUACCCAGCAGCCUCUGAGCCGAGCUCUCCGGUCCAGAGCCAGGCCCCUGCAGAGCCUGUUUUUGCAGCUCCGGGCAGGGAGGUGUUGUACACCCAGGUGAGCGAGGUGAGGUCAUCUGGCAAGGUGCUGCUAUCAUCUGAGGAGCAGACUGAGGUGGACAAGCCCACUAGUAAAGACAUCAUGGUGGAGAAGGAGAAAGAAAAGAAAGAAUUUCAGCUCCUGCUGGUGAAUGCAGAUCACGGAGGUUACACCUCAGAGCUCAACGCAGGUAAAAUGAACCCAAGAUUAUCCACAGGGGAUGUAAGCAAACCCUGCCAAACAGGAGUGGACGUGACGCCGUCCCCGUCGCCUUACUACGAAUCAGAUACCACCACCAUGUCCCCGUUACUCCCUGCUCCUGUCUACACCGUGGUAGAGGGUGUUGACAGGCAGAACAGCCUCUUACUGACACCAAACACACCACCCGCCCCCCAGCUGAUAAUCCCAAAGGCUACACCGACACCAGACGGCUACCUGACCCCUGACCUUUUGGGAAGCAUCACACCAUAGACCUGCAACGGACUUUGUAAAAAUUAAAAGACUCUUCAAUCAAAGGUGGAGAUAAGCAUCGGGAACAGUCUUGGAGAUUGGUUUUCCCAAGGUUGUGUUGAAAUGUCAGCUCGCCUAAAAUAGUUGGGGGGCCAUCUGUGCCUGUCCUGCCACCACCUCUACCUCAUCUGACCUCCAACUGCACCCUCCGAGAGGGCUGUAAAGUCGGCACGGUUGGAUGUUUGGUAUGAAUAACGAAGAGGGCACAAGAAUGUGUUUCACUGCAGUUGUGGAAAGGGAACCAAAGGGAAAUGACACAAGCUCUUGCUGGAAAUUGCCUCAAUAUUUCAAUACCUUGAUGAGUAAAAACAGGCCUUACUUUAAAUAACUCUUUGUUAAAGCUGCAUUGAUCAGUUAUUGGCCACUAGAGGGCAGAAUAACCCCCCAGUAACUUGAGACUCAGUCCCAACAUAUUAAUGCUUUUUCAGUUGUUUUGGCUAAAGUGUUAGCCAGUCAUUUCAUUACAUUUUGAUUUAAAAUAUUGAUAAUGCAGCUUUAAACAAGAGUAUGUUUAAUUGUACUGUCUCAUGCUUUAUUCUUUACAUUUUGUACAUAUCAGAAGCUUUCUUUUUGACAAAAUCAGGUAUGUUUAUAUGUGUAUUGAUAGACCCUGUGAAAAAUGUCUGUAAACAUAAAUUAAUCACGUGCCCUCUUUUUCUGAAGCAUAAAUACUGAAUUCAUUUUUUCACAGUGUUUUCAAUACUGUUCAGGCUUUAAAUAAUUUUUGCCACAGUGGAAAAUGUUACUCAGCCAUCAAGUAAGCCACUUAUUGGAGUCUAUAUAUUAUGUUGUUGCCAACGAAGCAAAAUAAAGCAUAAGCUGUUUGUAAAAUGAUCAACUGGAGCAUGAAAUAUUAAACGCUUAUCUUAUUUCAAUGCCAUUACUUAUUGUAUUCUUCAUUUAUGGUCUAAACUGUGAAAUGUUUUCAGGGCUGAUAGCAGAAUUUAUUUCAUUGUCAGUGUUCUGGGGAAGUCUUGUCAGUAUUUGUUUUUUGAGUGCAUGGACUGUUAAGGUUUAUUGUUUUGUUUCAUUUGGUUUAUGGUACACAUGUACAUUAAAAGGUUUGGGUACAUGGUCAUCAUUGUUGAAUUUUACAGUUAUUGCAUUUUAACUGUUCAAAGGUGUUCAUUACAAAUAAAUAACUUUCAUACUUUU